AUGCAGCUCCUGGUGAGGGUGCCCUCCCUGCCGGAGCGGGGCGAGCUGGACUGCAGCAUCUGCUACCGGCCUUUCGACCUCGGGGACCGCGCGCCCCGCCGCCUGCCCGGCACGGCGCGCGCCCGCUGCGGCCACACGCUCUGCACCGCCUGCCUGCGCGAACUCGCGGCGCGCGGCGACGGCGGCGGGGCGGCCGCGCGCGUGGUGCGCCUGCGCCGCGUCGUCACGUGCCCGUUCUGCCGCGCGCCCACCCCGGUCCCGCGUGGCGGCGUCACGGAGGUAGCUGUCGACCCCGGCUUGUGGUCGCGACUGGAGGAGAAAGCGCGGGCCCAGGGCGAACGACAUGUGGCGGGAAGCCCGGUCAAGGAGAGCGGCGACGCCGACCCAGAGGCCGACCGCGAGGAAGAGGAGAGCGAGGAGGGGGCGGGGCCUAGGAGCGCGGGGUGGCGCGCGCUCCGGCGCCUCUGGGACCGGGUGCUCGCGCCCGCGCGCCGCUGGCGGCGUCCGCUGCCUAGCAACGUGCUCUACUGUCCGGAGAUGAAGGACAUUGCACACAUGACUCGUUGCACGCUGUAACCGAGGAACUCGGGAGCUGUGGCAGAAGCAAGGUGGGAGCCGCCGCCUCCGCCGUGCGUUUUAGUCCAGGGAGCUGAUGUCAAGACUGUGUGGAGCCCGGAAUUGGCCUCUGAUGAGGGAGCUGAGCCGAGGGCAGGCGGGAACGCCCCGGGAGGAGUUGGUGCUGAGCUGGGGAGGCUGCUAAACCAUCUCGCCCCCAUCUGCUGACUGCCAGCCCUACAUUUCCAGGAUGGAGUGGCUCACGGAGGAUGUAAACAAAGCCUGCGUUUACCGUGGGAAGAAGCCAGACUGUUUUCUGAGCUGUGACUUUGGCUUCUGUCCAGGGCGGCGCUGGUGUGUGGGAGCAACAGGUCCCAUUUUAGCAAUUGCCAAUGGCACGGGAGAGACGAGGCAGACUGUGUCAUAGUCAUCUCACUCUGGCAUCGAGAAGGAUGCGGGUGUGCGGGCUCUUCGGUUCCAGGCCUGUGUUCCCAAAAACUGGGAUGACUCCCCUGCCUCUCAGAUUAGGAGCCUUGCUUCAUUUCAGAAUCCAGGAGUCACCUCAUUAGGGCUUCUCAGGGAUGAAAGAGCGAGCUACUUGGUAAAGGCGUCAGAUUUUAAAGUUCUGAUAUUGUGCUAUCUUUAGUCAUAGGGAAACAUUGCCUACUUAAAAAACAAGAUGCUCGUACAGGUUUAAACUUGUAUCCCAUAAUGGGAUAUCCUGUAUGAUAAAUCAUGGUCUGUUUUAAAAUUGUUUUAUGAUCCGGUAUAGUCACAGUGAAGGGCUCACAGCACUGGUGUCACCAGGAACUGCGGAAUCUCACUGACUACUAAAUCAGACCCUGCGUUUUAACAAUCCCAGGUGAUUUGUGUGCAUGUAAGAUGUAAGAAGCACUGGUCUGGAUACUCUAGGAUGUCCCCAACUGUGGAUGGAAUACUUGAAACGUAAUUGAUACUGUUUUAUUGAAAAGUUCUAAAGUAAUGCUCUGUUGCUUAAAAAAAAAAAAAAAAAAAAAAGGUUUUUUUUUUGCGGCUGGUGCUGUGGAGUAGCUGCAGUCUACAGUGCCAGCAUCCCCUGUGGGUACCGGUUCGAAUCCUGGCUGCUCCACUUCUGAUCCAGCUCCCUGCUGAUGUGCCUGGGAAAGCAGCAGAAAUGGCCCAAGUCCCUGGGCCCCUGCAUUCAAGUGGGAGACCCGGAAGAGGUUCCUGGCUGCUGGCUUCAGCCUGGCCCAGCCCCAGCUGUUGCAGCCAUUUGGGGAGUGAACCAAUGGGUGGAAGAUCUCUCUGUCUCGCCUCUCUCUGUAAUUCUGCCUUUCAAACAGACAAAUAAAUCUUUAACAGAAAAAGAUAAAUCUGUUUUUC
This is a messenger RNA of Lepus europaeus (European hare), 1917 nucleotides long. RefSeq names its product ring finger protein 227 (gene RNF227). Lineage: Eukaryota; Metazoa; Chordata; Mammalia; Lagomorpha; Leporidae. The coding region runs from base 1 to 576 and encodes 191 amino acids. The record is from RefSeq and is a predicted model, not a curated record. Gene Ontology annotation, molecular function: ubiquitin protein ligase activity. The transcript is spliced from 2 exons. Gene Ontology annotation, biological process: protein ubiquitination.